AUGUCUGGAAGAGGCAAAGGCGGCAAGGGACUCGGGAAAGGAGGCGCUAAGCGUCAUCGUAAAGUAUUGCGCGAUAACAUCCAGGGAAUCACCAAACCCGCCAUUCGUCGUCUGGCUCGCCGCGGCGGCGUCAAGCGCAUCUCUGGGCUGAUCUACGAGGAAUAUGGCGAGUAUUUAACCCGCGGAGUGUUGAAGGUGUUUUUGGAGAACGUGAUCCGCGAUGCCGUCACCUACACCGAGCACGCCAAGAGAAAGACCGUCACCGCCAUGGAUGUUGUGUACGCGCUGAAGAGACAGGGACGCACCCUGUACGGCUUCGGGGGAUAA
Rhinichthys klamathensis goyatoka is the source of this 327-nucleotide messenger RNA. Its product is annotated as histone H4-like. The transcript has 2 exons. Gene Ontology annotation, biological process: nucleosome assembly. The record is from RefSeq and is a predicted model, not a curated record. Gene Ontology annotation, molecular function: protein heterodimerization activity; structural constituent of chromatin; DNA binding. Gene Ontology annotation, cellular component: nucleosome. NCBI's taxonomy places the organism in Eukaryota, Metazoa, Chordata, Actinopteri, Cypriniformes, Leuciscidae. Bases 1 to 327 code for a protein of 108 amino acids.